UCAUAUUUACUCGUGGCGUGGCGGUGGAAAGACGUCUCUCGACCCUCUCUCUUCUCUCUCUUCACUUCUCCCGUUCGUGUGGCCAAAAGGUGAGGCCAUUUUCCGCCGCCCUUGACCUGACCUGACCCUCGUCGCGGCCACUCGCUUUCCAGACAGGGAGUGACGCUAGUUGGUUAGAAAGAGAAGGAAGAAGUUAUGUGCCGAGUGUGAGCGUGGAGGACCAUGGCUCAGUGACGCGUGCCGGGCCACACCGGAGCGAGGAAGGAAGAAGGAAGGAAGGAAAGAAAGCGGACUAGGAGAAGGAAGGAAGGAAAGAAGGAAGUCUUCAACAGGAAAUAAGAGGAGGAGCUGGUGCGUGUGUUUUCCGGCGCUGUUUGCUUCCUCCUCCUCCUCCUCCUCUUCCUCUUCUUCUCCCAUCUCCCUCUCCCCUCCUUCGUCGUGGAGUGGGAAGGUGAUUCCGUAGAGUGCCGUGUGCCGUGAUUUUUGUUUUUAUUUCUGGGCUUUUUUCGGGAAAGGAAACCAGUGCUUGGUGAAAGAUCGAUGUGCCGAUAUAAGUUUGAAUUGUGAUUAGGAAAAAAAGAAGAAAAGAUAAAGAAAAUAAUAAGGGGAAGUGUGACCGUGUAUUUUGAGUGUUUUGGUUAAGAAGGAAAAUAAUAGAGAUAGUGAGUGGAAAGAAAUACCAAGUGAAGAAGAGAAGAGGAAAAAAAAGAUAAUAAUAAUAAAAAGCGAAAAGAGUAAGGGCAGGGGUAGCUCUUGCACCUGCCACAGGAAGUAGAAAUUCCUGCGAAAGAGAGAGAGAGAGAGAAGAGAAGAGAAGAGAAGAAAUCCUCUUUUUUCCCCCGUCGGUUCCCCCUUUUUUCCCUUCGUCGGCACCAUGACUGCGACGUUCGACCCCAACGACCGAGCCAGCUGGUACUUCGGGCAGAUGUCCCGCCAAGAUGCGACAGAUCUGCUCAUGAGCGAGAGAGACGGCGGGGUGUUCCUCGUGCGGGACUCCACCACCAUCCUCGGAGACUUUGUCCUCUGCGUCAGAGAGGACAACAAAGUGUCGCACUACAUCAUCAACAAGAUCCAGCAGGGCGAUCAGAUGCGCUACCGCAUCGGCGACCAGAUGUUCCCCGAUCUGCCGUCGCUCCUCAACUUCUACAAACUGCACUACCUGGACAGCACUCCGCUCAUCCGGCCCGCGCCCAAGCGCUGCGAGAAGUUCGUCGCCAAGUAUGACUUCGAGGGGAGUGAUCCCGAUGACCUUCCAUUUAGAAAAGGAGAAGUUCUGACCAUCGUUAGCAAAGACGAGGAGCAGUGGUGGACCGCCAGAAAUUCCAUGGGGCAGACGGGAUCCAUACCCGUGCCCUAUGUCCAGAAGUAUGAGGAAGGUGAGAGUAUUGCCAUUAACAUGACAACAAACAGAAGUAGCACGCAGUCCACAGACUCGACGCAGCGACCCAAACCAAGUCUCCAGCGAAAGUUGCCAGCCUAUGCACGAGUGAAGCAAGCAAGAGUUCCCAAUGCUUAUGACAAAACAGCCCUGAGACUGGAGGUUGGGGAUGUUAUCAAGGUCACGAAAAUGAAUAUUAAUGGACAGUGGGAGGGUGAACUUAAUGGAAAGGUUGGACACUUCCCCUUCACGCAUGUGGAGUUCAUUGACAGUGAAAACUCUGUAGAUGGAGACCCCAAUUAGGGCCCUGUGAAGAAUUUUUAAGUGUUAAGAACAUGUACUUUCUAGAUUAUUAUUAUAAUUAUUUUUUGUUUUUACCUUUUUAUUAUCAUAAUUAUUAUCUUUAUUAUUUUAUUAAGAAUAUACUGUGAGUAUGUAUCUAUAAAGUGUGUAUGGGUUUAAUAUUUGAGUUGAAUGUGAUAUGCAGGGCAUCUUUGUUUUGUAUUAGCACUACAAAAUGAAAAAAAGGUUGUAUGUAUGAAUGGCAAUGCUUUAAAUAUUUGGAUGGAGGACAGUAUUUUAGUGGGGGGAAAAAGUUUCUUCACAGUGGUUUGAUGGUUAACAAAAAAAAAAAGAGAGAAAAUCAUUGUAUAUCGUUUAAAAAAUAGUGAAUAUUUCAUAUAUUCAGACUUUACAAAUGACUGAGGUCGACAGAGUCCAGCUUUUCUUAUAGAAAUAUAUUUUAUGCUGAAAUUUGCCAAUGCAUGACCUUUUUUCUGACAAUAUCUCACAUCUUGUAUAUUUUAAUUACUUGCACAAAGCAAUCAUACCAGAUUAAAAUAUUUUUCCAUUUUCAUUUCUAUUUCUUCUUUUCUUUUAAUCAAAAUGUAGUGGAACAACUUUUCCUCCCAUCUGUUUUUGAUGGUCUCCAGAAAAUAAGCAAAAUGUAAUCUUUCAUUCCUGUGUACCAGUGCGUAAUUAUCAUAGAUAAAAAUCAGUACAGUGUAGUGCUUCAAUGACAACCAUCAUCACACACCAUUCUGAGUAGAUACCUCCUUUGGAAUUGUUGUCGCAGAAAGUUAUUGAACAUUUGGGAGUGCUAUGAACAAUGUUUAAUGUAGAUCUACUAUUGUGACUGCACUGGACUCUAGUGGAUGUAGACAUGCUCAAAUGUGUACUGUGAUUUAAAAAAAAAAGGGAAAAUUGUUGCUCUUGUGUGCAAAUUUCUAGCAUCCUCCCUGGAAAAGUGUUAGUUUGAUUCAGACUCCUGUUACAUCUUUUUUGGUGUUUCAAUAAUGUGUCAUUAUUUAGUACGCAGAGAUGUAUUAUAUGCUAAUAAAUUCAGCUACUGUGCAAAAAAUAAGAUAUAUUUAAUGUAAAUCCUAUUAAGUUGGGAAGCAAAAAUACAUGGCAUGUCCUCUG
Penaeus monodon (black tiger shrimp) is the source of this 2800-nucleotide messenger RNA. It is a transcript of the gene Crk, whose product is annotated as adapter molecule Crk-like. The transcript is spliced from 7 exons. The coding region runs from base 875 to 1681 and encodes 268 amino acids. Gene Ontology annotation, molecular function: protein binding. The record is from RefSeq and is a predicted model, not a curated record. NCBI's taxonomy places the organism in Eukaryota, Metazoa, Arthropoda, Malacostraca, Decapoda, Penaeidae.